AUGCUUGACCAUUGCUCCAUAUCCCACAAAGGCGGCAUAGUCCUGUGGUCGCGUGCUUUCACGCCUACAGCCUCGCAGAUCGCUUCAUCUCCAGCAUCCCCUGUCAACUCCCUCAUUAGAGAGGCUCUUAUCGAAGGCCGCACAACGGAGAAGUAUGAGAAAGAUGGGUAUGCCGUCAAAUGGACGUUUGUGAACGACCUGGAGUUAAUCUUCGUUGUCGCAUACCAACGCAUCUUACAAUUGACAUAUGUCGAAGACCUCCUAACUGCGAUUAGGACGCUCUUUGUCAAGCUAUUUGAACCGUUCCUGGCGACCUUUGUCGCCUCUCUGCAUGCAAUGAAUGCCGGAAAGCUAUCUACACCUGCUACUUCCAAAGGUGUAACUCCUACAAUCUGGGAUUUCUCCAAAGCGUUCGAAGGCUGGGACAACAUGUUUGAUAAGCUGUUGAGGACAUUCGAGGAAAAGGCGGCGCAGGAACGCCGAUCUCGCAUUAGACCUCCUGUAAGUCGCCCUGUGGCGACCGAGCUUUCGACUCCCCCGUCCGACGAUCAGAGCACUAUUCCAUCUCAGACUGCCUCGGAUUAUCUCGACGAGCAGCAGAUUUCACGGAACGUUCAUGCUCUGAAGAGCCGCCUGCGUGGUAGAGGAGGCCGGAGAGGGGGGCGUGGCCUCGGACGAGUGGAGUCAGGAAGCGGAAGAGAAAGUCAUCCGAAUUCCGACUCCGACACGCCGUCCAGGUCGAAACGCAAAGCAAAGGCAAAAGAACAGCGAAAGUGGGGCGAAUCGGCACCUAGCGAAACUGACAUGGCCGCACUCGACUUCAGCAUGGAUAAGUCCUCUGCAGAUGGCAAUGGGCGAUCAGAGAACCUUGACCUGGACGCUCUGGUUGACCAGACCUCCCUCGGGACAAGAACCGAAGACGGGUUAUAUGAGAUCAAAGACUGGGAGUUCGGCAAGGGUAGCAGCGACUUUACCGACGCAGUCAUCUCGCAGGCCCUGAAAGCCAAUGGUGUCGCAAGUGCGCCGAAAGCGCAGUCCUCCACCUCGUCUCUAGGAGCCCUUGGAUCGUUGUUUGCACGCUUCACGGGUUCGAAGGUGCUUACGGAGGACGACCUGAAGCCUGUCUUGGAGGCGAUGAAGCAGCAUCUCAUGAAGAAAAAUGUCGCUAAGGACAUUGCUGACAAGGUCUGUGAGGGUGUAGGCGAGGGCCUGGUGGGCAAGAAAAUCGGUGGAUUGCAGACCAUAAACGCAGCCGUUCGCGUAGCGCUGUCCAACUCGAUAACGCGCAUAUUGACGCCCAAAACGUCAACGGAUUUAUUGCUUUCCAUCCGGACGAAGCUGAAUUCGCCGUUGCCAUCUACUCAACAGCGUCUCCCUUACAGCAUGACAUUCGUUGGGGUGAAUGGAGUUGGGAAAAGUACGAACUUGAGCAAGGUCGCCUUUUGGCUGAUCCAAAAUGGGUUUAGGGUGCUGAUCGCCGCAUGUGAUACUUUCCGGAGCGGCGCUGUGGAACAGCUGCGUGUCCACGUCCGAAACCUUAGUAUGCUCGGCGUGGACGGGGCCACUGACAGCAAGGGGCGAGUUGAGCUCUUCGAGAGAGGCUAUGGGAAAGAUGCCGCUGCCAUCGCGAAGGAGGCCAUAACCUACGCCAAAGAUCAUGAUUUUGACGUGGUCCUGAUUGAUACGGCGGGGCGGAUGCAGGAUAACGAGCCUCUCAUGCGUGCUCUGGCCAAGUUGGUUGCCGUGAAUAACCCGGACAAGAUUAUCUUUGUCGGGGAGGCCCUCGUAGGCAAUGAAGCAGUUGAUCAACUUACGAAGUUCGACAGAGCCUUAAGAGACUUCUCAGCUGCCUCAGGUGGUGCGGGCAAGGGACGUGGUAUUGACGGGAUGCUGGUCACGAAGUGGGAUACCGUUGAUGAUAAGGUUGGAGCCGCGCUGUCGAUGACAUACGUUACAGGACAACCCAUCAUCUUUGUCGGCACUGGGCAGACGUAUACAGAUCUACGGCAGUUGAGGGUAGCUAAUGUUGUCCAGGCUAUCCUGAGCGACUGAGCGGGGUUUCGGCCUCACCUCGCUCUUUUCGCGACCGCAUAUGCUUAGAAGAGGUUUAGCAUGCCGUUCCGACAAGUCGUAUUCUAAAAUCUGUGUCAUAUGUAUGCCCAUACGGACAUGUGGAUGUUCCGAUGUUAUCCCAUAUAUCUUUAGAUGUACAGACCUUGAGUAUUGUACCCAUGUGAGACCAUCCACUACUAAUUCUACAUAUUACGGGCAUGUUCUAUAGACUAAGGAGGGACACUUCAAGUGCCAAGAACAUAAUAAACAACAGGUUAAGGGUAAUGAUCCAGCUAGUAAUGUGUACAACAGAACGAGAAAUCACGAACUAGAAGACACACGACUAUCAGGUGCUACCUACGGACUUGGAAGUGGAACUGGUGUACAAUAGCAAUAUAGGAAGAAACAAGGUCCAAGGAAGAGGGAAACCGACGGGAUUGAGGGGCAGGGUUCCCUUGCAAUGAAGCACGUUAAUAGGUUCCUGC
Molecule: messenger RNA, 2537 nt
Organism: Gloeophyllum trabeum ATCC 11539
Lineage: Eukaryota; Fungi; Basidiomycota; Agaricomycetes; Gloeophyllales; Gloeophyllaceae
Product: P-loop containing nucleoside triphosphate hydrolase protein
Exons: 13
Coding region: 1-2052 (683 amino acids)
Biological process (GO): SRP-dependent cotranslational protein targeting to membrane
Cellular component (GO): endoplasmic reticulum membrane; signal recognition particle receptor complex
Molecular function (GO): signal recognition particle binding; ATP hydrolysis activity; GTPase activity
Source: RefSeq, a predicted model, not a curated record